Medicago truncatula (barrel medic) is the source of this 1628-nucleotide messenger RNA. RefSeq lists its product as uncharacterized. NCBI's taxonomy places the organism in Eukaryota, Viridiplantae, Streptophyta, Magnoliopsida, Fabales, Fabaceae. Bases 1 to 1479 code for a protein of 492 amino acids. The record is from RefSeq and is a predicted model, not a curated record. The transcript has 12 exons.
AUGGCUAGGCCUUUCCAAAAAAUUAACAGCCUCAAUGAUUCAAAAUCUUUGUGGAAAAUUGCUGUUCGAGUUGUUGAUUUAUGGACUGUUGGAAAUUCAAAGAACAAACAACAUAUUGAGAUGGUGGGGUGCGACAAAGAGGGUGAUCGUAUUCAAGUCAUUUUGCCAAAUGAAUUCAAAGAUCAGUUUAAGAGUAGAGUUGCUGAGAACACUACUUUUACUCUGCAAAACUUUGAUGUUGAGAAAAAUGAGAUGACCAUCAAAGCAACUAAUCAUAAGUUUAGGCUGGUGUUUAAUGUUGCAACAACUAUCGAUAGCAUCGAUAAACAUGACAUACCCAAACCACCAUUCUGCUUCAAGGAAUUUGAUAUGAUAAAGAAGGGCGGGAAGCCACAGGCUGGACCAACUAUCAUUCUUCUGCACAAUGCUAAGAUUAAGAAAGCCACAGAUAAAUAUGAACUCGGAGUCUCUAAUUCAUGGAAUGCUACAAAGCUAUUUAUCAAUCCUGAAAUACCAGAGGUGCUUCAAUUCAAACAAGGGUUGCCUCUUGAUGACACAGGAUCGUCACAAAGUCAGCAACUAAGUGUUCAAUCUCAAAUGUUUAGCCCAUCUUCAUCAUCUCUAACACAAUACUCAUCUAUUGAGAGGUUCAUUGGUAGUGCUGUUGUUCUACCACUACAUGACAUCUUGCAACUCACGGAGACAACUUUGUGUGUGAUUGUUGUGAAGUUAAUCAAGUCAAACCAUCCAAGAAUGGGUGGUACUACAAAGCGUGCACUAAGUGCAACAGGGGCUGCAAAGGGUGAUACCUUACCGCUAUUCUGUUCUGAAAACCAUGAGACCAAUGCUAUCAAUCUCCGUUUUAAGUUGGAGCUGGAAGUGGAAUAUAAUGGAUUUGCAACUAAGUUUUUCUUCUGGGAUCGUGAGUGCAAUCAAUUGCUUGGAACUACAGCUGCUGAUCUGCAAAGGGUUAUGAUUGAGGCUGGUGUCACAAAUCCUUUGGAAUAUCCAAUUCAUCUGGACCAAUUGGAAAAUAGAAAGUUGGUUUGUAAAGUUAAGUGGCAGCCAUCUUGGGACAGUUGUUCAGUUCAAGCAGUCAAGGAAGAUGAAGGUUUGAUAGAAAAGAUCAAAGAAUUGUUCCCAAAAAAUGAGACCGAUCAAAAUGUGCCUAUUGAGAAUGUUGAAAUAGCAGAGAAGGAUCAAGCUCUCCCUAUUCAGAAUGUUGGUACAGGCGAGGUAGGUUCGUCCCAAAUGCCAGAUUAUACCACUCUUUCUCAGCUGGACAUCUUAUCGGUCAUCCCAACUCCACUGCUAUCUGCUGUCUGUGAGAAUGAACCUGAUAUUCAAUCUGCACUCACACCAGGGAAAAGAAUUGCAGACUCACUUCCUACCGAUGAUUUCGAAAGCCCAGAUACAUGCUCAACCAAACAGUCUUCAACUAAGAUCAGGAGAAAUAUCAAGAGAGAAAAGAAAGAUUAAUUUUCAUCAUAUAUCACUGCUUUUCUAAGAAUACAAUUUCACUACUUUUGGAAUUAUUAAGAGCCGUAUGUGGCUCCUAAUCUAUUAUUUUGUUUCAAUAUCAGUUCAUUCUGAUAUUAUGCAACUCCCAAACAUUAUUACUUUUUGUA